UUUGUCCACACGGCAAGGCAAAUUACCUUGUAGAGUCAGCAUGGAGGUUUGCUAACUCUGCCAGACUUGGUGCAGGAAAAAUACCAGCCGUGCUGCUAAAUCAAAACCCCAUGAGAAAACUUUCUGGUGACAGAGGGGCAUUGUGACCCACGUUGCCCAGGGCCAGGGAAAGGGCAGCUGCUCAUGGUCCUUCCUCACAAGUUUUCCUGGAGCAGAUGGACACUCCCAAGCCCAGGGAGCCCACAGGAGCUUCAGAAGGGCUUGGCUGGAGGGCGGGGCCCCUGUUGCACUUGCUCACUGGGGACUGGGGAGGCUCUGAUCGCAGACCGGGGAUGCUGCCACCUCUGUCUGCUGCCGGCAGAAAGCCACAAGCCAUGAAAACUGAUUGAGACGAGAAGAAUUCAUCUGGGACUGGCUUUUGCUUUAGGAUGGUGUUGGAAGUUGCUCAUUGUCACUGGAAGCCUGGUCCACUAUAAGGGUGUCGGGAUCUGAAGAGCUAUGGUGAAACACCACUGAAGCAUUGCCAAGGGGAGGAGAUUGUUUUUCCAAUUAUUACUACAACAAACAUUUUCAUCUCUCACAUAUGUCUAUACAACGAUGUUUUAUUAACCUGAGAUAGUCCAGAGUGAGACUGAAAAUCAAAAGGUGGGUUUGAGGAGCAAUGACAUGAGGAAUGUGCUUUCAACUCUCUGGAAGAAAUGCAUGACUGUGUUUCACUUAAUCGAAGACACCACUGAUAGGAAGGCUAGCAUUUAAUUUAUGUAUCACUAAAAGAGAAAAAACAUGCCGCUACUAAUUAUACUGCAAAGCAUCCUCCAUUGUGAGACACCUCCCAGUUCAGAGAUAUUGAAACGUGAAAAAAGGUCCAUCUUAGAACUGAUGAAAUAUGGUGUGUACAUCCAAAGGAAAUCACCACUAACAACACGCCCUUCCGACACGCGUGGGGACUUGGGUGCUUCCUCUCUAUGAUGUGUGCACCUUGGGAAAGAGCCCAAUGCAAGCGCAGGAGUGCAGUGGUCUCAGGAUGGGGCUGGUGAGCAGCAAAAAGCCGGACAAGGAAAAGCCGAUCAAGGAGAAGGACCACGGCCAAUGGAGCCCCGUGAAGGUCAGCGCCGAAGACAAGGAUCCCCCGCCACUGCCACCCCUGGUUGUCUUCAACCAUCUUACUCCUCCACCGCCCGAUGAACACCCGGAUGAAGAUGAGCAUUUCGUGGUGGCUCUGUAUGACUACGCCGCCAUGAAUGACCGGGACCUGCAGAUGCUGAAGGGGGAGAAGCUACAGGUCCUGAAGGGAACUGGAGACUGGUGGCUGGCCAAGUCACUCGUCACGGGAAGAGAAGGCUAUGUGCCCAGCAACUUUGUGGCCCGAGUGGAGAGCCUGGAAGUAGAAAGGAAAACAGUGAGUCCAGGGCUGACAGGAAGCGGAACUGGAAGGGCAGCGGGGCAGAGGGCACUGACUCCACCACGGUGGUUCUUUAGAUCACUGGGCCGGAAGGAGGCCGAGAGGCAGCUUCUUGCUCCAAUCAACAAGGCCGGCUCCUUUCUUAUCAGAGAGAGUGAAACCAACAAAGGUGCCUUCUCCCUGUCUGUGAAGGACGUCACCACCCAGGGGGAGCUGAUCAAGCACUAUAAGAUCCGCUCCCUGGACGAAGGGGGCUACUACAUCUCCCCCCGGAUCACCUUCCCCUCGCUCCAGGCCCUGGUGCAGCACUAUUCUAAGAAGGGGGAUGGUCUCUGCCAGAGGCUGACCCUGCCCUGUGUGAGCCUGGCCCCGCAGAACCCCUGGGCCCAAGAUGAAUGGGAAAUCCCUCGGCAGUCUCUCAAGCUGGUCAGGAAACUCGGGUCUGGACAAUUCGGCGAAGUCUGGAUGGGUUACUACAAAAACAACAUGAAGGUGGCCAUUAAGACGCUGAAGGAGGGAACCAUGUCUCCAGAAGCCUUCCUGGGCGAGGCCAACGUGAUGAAGGCUCUGCAGCACGAGCGGCUGGUCCGACUCUACGCAGUAGUCACCAAGGAGCCCAUCUACAUUGUCACCGAGUACAUGGCCAGAGGAUGCCUGCUGGAUUUCCUGAAGACAGAUGAAGGGAGCAGAUUGUCACUCCCAAGGCUGAUUGACAUGUCGGCGCAGGUGAUGCCCACAGACAUCUCCUGUAGGACAUCCCAUCCCAGGGGCCCUCAGCCUUUGCACAGCCCUGGCGUCGACCUCAGGCUGAUGGGCAGGCCUGAGCUACACACAGGUGCCAGGGACAUGACUUCUCUGAGCCCUGGAGGACAGCCCCAGCUUCUGCCACCAGGGAAUUGCGAGCGCUGGACCUCCUCGGCUACCCUGGACUGGUCCUCAGUGUCCCUCACGUUCACAUGCAGAACCUUCUGGACUCCGUGAGGUGAAGAACAGAGUGGAGAGGAGGGUUUUAGCUGAGAGCUCUAGCUGGCAGGAAGCACAUCUGGUGGCCCUGUUAAAACUGGAACUCUCAGCAGAAAAGUUUUGGUCUGUGGUCAGCCUGUGAGGCACACACGUGCGUGUACACACACACACACACACAGCUGCCACUGAAAGGAAACCCUCCCACCCACCGCCCACAUCAGCCCUCCCCCCUCGCCCAGCCUUACCCAGUAGUGCCGCUGCAGGAACUGAUGCCACAACGCCUUUUUCCGCUGAGGUGGGCAGAGAGCCAUCUGGGCAGGCUGGUUUUGGAAAACGAGUGCUGGUAACUGGCUUCAAACCCUAGGGCAGUGAUAAGCCUGCCCACUGCUGCUGCUUCCUUUCCCCUUCCUUCUCUCACCCUCUGCUGUCUCCUAUUCAAUCCCCACUACACCCCCUUGGGAAAUCUUGUGUGACCCAGGGGCAAAGGAUGUGAAAAGCCAUUUGAGUUUAAUACCUGGAUGUAGCCACAGAGUUGGGGGUGAGGACCCAGAAAAUGAGAACCUCCCAGAAGGGCAGCCUCUAACCACAUGCUGACCAUGCCAAUGGCUCUCCAGACACACAUGUACACACACACACACUCUCACACACACAUAAACUCACACAGACUCACACACAAACACACAGACUCACACACACACACAAAUAUACACACAAACACAUAGGCUCACACAGACACACAAACUCACACACAGACACACAGACUCACACACAGACACAGACCCACACAGACUCACAAAUACAGACUCAGACUCACAAACUCACACAAACACACAAACUCACAAACACACAAACUCACAAACACACAAACACACAGACAUACAAACUCACACACAAACACACAAACUCACACACACAUGAGCAGACACACACCUGGCCCUUCUGGGUUCUUCUUACUCCAAAGGAAGCAAUGCAAAGUCCCACCAGACCUUUCCUCCAAGGCCAGAUCUGGCCAACCCCACAAGAACCCUGCAAUCACAAUCCCUUGGGCCCCACUUUGCAGCCAGAUGCCACUGGUUCCCAUGCCCCAUGCCUCGCCACCACUCUGCCUCCUCUGCCCAGGAAGCCUGGAACUCUUCCCACCUGGCAGAAUCCUUAUCAUCAUCCAUGGCUCAAGUGUAAUGUCAUUUCUAUGACGGUUUCCCUGGACAAGAAACUACUAGAGAGCCCUUAGCUCGGGUGUUCCCGGAAGCACUGUUCUUGCUAAGCAGAUCUGGGCAGCUUCUUCUUGAAAGCAGAUCUGGGCCCUACUCAACAUUUUUUUAUAUAUAUUUCUGGUACUGCUCAAUAAAUAUUAGUUAUCAGAACGA
Messenger RNA from Symphalangus syndactylus (siamang), 3732 nucleotides. It is a transcript of the gene BLK, whose product is annotated as BLK proto-oncogene, Src family tyrosine kinase. The record is from RefSeq and is a predicted model, not a curated record. Gene Ontology annotation, biological process: protein phosphorylation. Lineage: Eukaryota; Metazoa; Chordata; Mammalia; Primates; Hylobatidae. Gene Ontology annotation, molecular function: protein tyrosine kinase activity; protein binding; ATP binding.